This is a messenger RNA of Rotaria sp. Silwood2, 1044 nucleotides long. The record is from the annotation of a GenBank genome assembly. Lineage: Eukaryota; Metazoa; Rotifera; Eurotatoria; Philodinida; Philodinidae.
AUGGAUAAGCGUUAUAUGAAAUCAUGGUCUCAAUCAAUAAUACAAGAACUAAUAUUUAGUAUUGAUACUUCAUUAGAAUUUUUAUAUAAAUAUAUUGAAUUACCAUUACAAAAUGUAUUUUAUUGUUUCGGUAAUAUUUCAUUAUCGCAUUAUCGUCGACGAUCAUUAAUUGAAUUUUCAAGACAUUUAACUCAGAUACUUGUUCACAGUUACGCAAUAACAUUUUUUCUAUAUUUUAUUUUUUUAUUAUUGGCUCAUCUAUUUUCUAUUUCUACUCAAAACCAUUAUUUUAUUGAUCCAUUUUUAUCAAAUAAUCGACAAUGCAUUGAUAUAAAAUUUGUUCGUAUUAAAGAUCAUGAACAUGAUUUUCAACAUAUUCGAUUAAAACAUAAUUUUAUUCGAGAAAAUGUUAUUAUUGGCGAUCAAAUUUAUCGAAGAAAAACAUCUAAUUACAGUCAACUUUAUCAAUUAUUACAUCUACUUGAAGAAGAUCAUUAUAUGAUCUGUCAACGUUCACUUUAUAUAUAUACACGCUUUCAUGUUUAUUCUUCCUUAUUACAUAGUAAUCAUUCGCAAUUUCGAUUUUAUAUACCAAGCUAUCCUUCAUCAUUUACCAUUGAUCAACCACCAUUUCUUGAUUUAUGUCUUCAUACAUCUAAUCAUACGCAUUUAGAACAGAUAAAAUCUCGUCUUCUUCCAUUAUCAUCUCAUUAUUAUGGAUCUAUUAAUUUAUUUCUUUUUGAUUUUAAUUUUACACAAGUUAGUUUAACACUUUAUCAAUUAAAUAAUGAAUCAAUACAUCUUGAACGUGUUUCUAUUCAUACCGGCUGGUUAUAUGAUAUAUAUUCUCAAUUUUAUUUUUUCAAAUAUAAUGAUGCCUUAUCAACAGUUUUAUUUGAUGGUUUACCUGUAGGAGAACAUUUUGUAGAUUAUUUUGAUUAUUUAUAUGUACCUUUACCUGCUGAUCCAUUACUCGGUUUGAAUGAAAUGGUCCAACAAGCGCUUUUAGUAUUACCAUUAUGUCAAUCAACGUGGAAUACAUAA